Messenger RNA from Populus euphratica (Euphrates poplar), 1506 nucleotides. RefSeq names its product transcription factor RAX2-like. The record is from RefSeq and is a predicted model, not a curated record. Lineage: Eukaryota; Viridiplantae; Streptophyta; Magnoliopsida; Malpighiales; Salicaceae. Bases 188 to 1351 code for a protein of 387 amino acids. The transcript has 3 exons.
UGUGAGCCAGCUCCAUGCUUUUCUUGCUUCCACACUUGUUGUGCCUUCAAACCCACAUCCUUCCUCAUCUCAACCUCUUAAAAAAGAAAAAGCAACAUUUUGCUGUAAAAAAGUCUCAAGUUUGCAGCACUACCAUACCGAGAUUAAUCUUUCUUUUCUGUUUGCGACUCUGCGUAAAACAGAUAAGAUGGUGAGACCUCCUUGCUGUGGCAAGUUGAAUGUGAAAAGGGGUCUAUGGACUGCAGAUGAAGAUGCAAAGAUACUUGCUCAUGUUGCCAAGCAUGGAACAGGAAAUUGGACUGCUGUUCCAAAGAAAGCAGGACUUCAAAGAUGUGGGAAGAGUUGCAGACUUCGGUGGACUAAUUACCUGAGCCCUGAUCUCAAGCAUGACAACUUCACACCCCAAGAAGAGGAAAUGAUUAUUAGGCUACAUGCAGCCAUAGGUAGCAGGUGGUCUAUCAUAGCCCAACAACUUCCAGGAAGAACAGACAAUGAUGUGAAAAACUGCUGGAACGCCAGGCUAAGAAAGAAGCUCUCUGAAAUGGGGAUAGAUCCUGUUACUCACAAGCCAUUCUCUAAAAUUUUAGCUGACUAUGGAAACAUUGGUGGCCUUGUAAAAUCUGGAAGCAGAAUUGGGUCUCUCAGCAGAGACCUAAAAAGUGUUUUCACUUUGAAACCAGAGCAAUAUAAUUCCAUCCUACCUGAAGGAAUCUCGAACAUCAACAGCCAUUUGAUGACCAGAAUGGUACCACGUAAGAUGGAACCAGUUCAAGAAUGUUUCUUGAACAGGUUUAACAAUGACAGUACUAAUAGCAAUCACUCACUGGAUCUUCUUGAUCAGCUUCAAUCCAUAAAACUGGUGACGGAGGCCUCUAGUACUUGCCCUGAAUAUCAAACUAUGCUGGUACCCAAUCCUAAUUAUAAUAUCCUUGAUGAAGGCUCAUUAUCAUCAUCUACUUGCUCCACCGAAGCUCAUGAAAAUUUGCCAACAAGCUUUAGAUGGUGCGACUUUCUUCUAGAAGAUCAAUUUCUCCCCAAUGAUCCACAAGCAGAACAAGAAAACGCAGCAGAACUUUCAUCCAAGGACUUGACGAACCAAACACAGAAUGUUAUUGUGACAAGCCAAGGCCAGAAUCCGAAUUUGAUGAAACCACAAUGUGAUCAAAUUGUUGCUGAGGUUAAUGUCGGAGUCAACGGAACGGAUUUGGCAGUCCAAGACAAUAUUGGUUUUGGUGACCAAGUUGCACCAUCGUCAUCACAACACAGUUCAUUUGUUGAAACUAUUAUAGAUGAAGAAAACAAGAUAUUCUUCGAUUUUCCUAACUUGCUAGAGGAACUAUUCAACUACUGAUCAAUUAGUCAGUUGCUUAAAUUCGAAGCCCCCCAUGGUAGGAAAUGCAUGCUUCCUAGUUUCUUUUUAUGUUAGUUUAAGCUCUGAACUAGUUUUGUUGUCUGAAUUUGCUGUAACCAUUAACCAAAAGAGGGAAUUGAUGGAUGGAUGAAAAA